UUAAGUUUAGAGGAAGACCAGCUUGAGCUCUGAGUUCUGUUUAUGGGUUUAAAAUGAGGAAAAGAAUCCUCAUGCGUAGAUCCCUCAGGGAAGGACUUACUGAAGGACACUGUUUAAAUGUGUGACACUGCAGGAAGAUCACACAGCAGGAUAAUCAUCUUGCUUUGCACCUUGUUUUUCUAAGGGAAGAUGAUCCUACUUAUCCUGGUUAUCUGAUGUUCUCUCAAUGACAAGCUGAAGCAGGAACAACUGAAAGCUAUUUCUGGAACUCUGGAUAUACAACUUAAAUUUGUAGGAACCUUUCCAGAAUGAAAACCGCAUACUGUUACCUUGAUAAUUGCAAAAGAAUGAGAGAAAAGUUAUGAUGGCAAAAAACAAAGAGCCACGUCCCCCAUCUUAUGCUGUUAGUGUUGUUGGACUGUCUGGAACUGAAAAGGAUAAAGGUAAUUGUGGAGUUGGAAAGUCGUGUUUGUGCAAUAGAUUCGUUCGUUCAAAAGCAGAUGAAUAUUAUCCUGAGCAUACCUCUGUGCUUAGCACAAUUGACUUUGGAGGAAGAGUUGUUAACAAUGAUCACUUUUUGUACUGGGGUGACGUAACACAAAGUGGUGAGGAUGGAAUUGAGUGCAGAAUUCAUGUAAUUGAACAGACUGAGUUCAUUGAUGAUCAGACUUUCUUGCCUCAUCGGAGUACGAAUUUACAACCGUAUAUAAAACGUGCAGCUGCCUCCAAACUGCAGUCAGCAGAAAAACUAAUGUACAUUUGCACAGAUCAGCUAGGCUUGGAGCAAGACUUUGAGCAAAAACAAAUGCCUGAAGGGAAAUUAAGCAUAGAUGGGUUUUUAUUGUGCAUUGAUGUAAGCCAAGGAUGCAAUAGGAAGUUUGAUGAUCAACUUAAAUUUGUGAAUAAUCUCUAUAUCCAGCUCUCAAAAUCUAAAAAACCCAUAAUAAUAGCAGCAACAAAAUGUGAUGAAUGUGUGGAUCAUUAUCUGCGAGAAGUUCAGGCUUUUGCUUCAAAUAAGAAGAACCUUGUGGUAGUGGAAACAUCGGCAAGAUUCAAUGUCAACGUCGAAACAUGUUUUACUGCACUGGUACAGAUGAUGGAUAAAACUCGUGGUAAACCUAAAAUAAUCCCCUAUCUGGAUGCCUAUAAAACUCAAAGACAAUUAGUUGUUACAGCAACAGAUAAGUUUGAAAAACUUGUCCAAACUGUGAGAGACUAUCAUGCGACUUGGAAAACUGUUAGUAAUAAACUGAAAAACCACCCUGAUUAUGAAGAAUACAUAAAUUUGGAAGGAACAAAAAAGGCCAAAAAUACGUUUUCAAAACACAUAGAGCAGCUUAAACAGGAACACAUUAGAAAAAGAAAAGAAGAAUACAUUAAUGCAUUGCCAAGAGCUCUUAAUACUCUUCUGUCAAAUCUUGAUGAGAUUGAACACUUGAGCUGGUCAGAAGCCUUGAAGUUAAUGGAGAAAAGGCCUGAUUUCCAGUCCUGUUUUGUAGUGCUUGAAAAAACACCCUGGGAUGAAACUGACCAUAUAGAUAAAGUGAACGACAGAAGGAUUCCAUUUGACCUUCUGACUACACUAGAGGCAGAAAAAGUUUAUCAAAACCAUGUGCAGCAUCUUAUAUCUGAAAAAAGGAGGGUUGAAAUGAAGGAGAAAUUCAAAAAAACGCUUGAGAAAAUCCAGUUCAUUUCACCUGGGCAGCCAUGGGAAGAAGUUAUAUGUUUUGUGGUGGAGGAUGAAGCAUUCAAAUACAUCACUGAUGCAGAUAGCAAGGAAGUGUAUGGUAGGCAUCAGAGGGAGAUUGUUGAAAAAGCCAAAGAGGAAUUUCAGGAAAUGCUUUUUGAACAUUCAGAAUUGUUUUAUGACCUGGAUCUUAAUGCAACGCCAAGUUCAGAUAAAAUGAGUGAAAUUCAUGCAGUUCUGAGUGAAGAACCUAGAUACAAAGCUUUACAGAAACUUGCACCUGAUAGAGAAUCUCUUCUGCUUAAACACAUAGGAUUUGUUUAUCACCCAACUAAAGAAACUUGUCUUAGUGGCCAAAACUGCACGGACAUUAAAGUAGAACAGUUACUUGCCAACAGUCUUCUGCAACUGGACCAUGGCCGCUCGAAUUUAUACCAUGAUAGUGCCAACAUUGAUAAAGUCAAUCUUUUCAUUUUGGGCAAAGAUGGCCUCGCACAAGAAUUGGCAAAUGAAAUUCGGACACAAUCCACUGAUGAUGAGUAUGCGUUAGAUGGAAAAAUAUAUGAACUAGAUCUUAGGCCAGUUGAUGCAAAGUCCCCAUACCUGUUGACUCAGCUGUGGACCUCAACCUUUAAACCACACGGUUGUUUCUGUGUGUUUAACUCUAUUGAAUCACUGAAUUUUAUUGGGGAGUGCAUUGCAAAAAUAAGGGCUGAAGCAUCUCAGAUAAGGAGAGACAAGUAUAUGGCUAAUCUUCCAUUUACAUUAAUACUGGCUAACCAGAGGGACAGUGUUAGCAAAAACCUACCUAUUCUGAGACAUCAGGGACAGCAGUUGGCCAACAAAUUACAGUGUCCUUUUGUAGAUGUGCCUGCUGGUACAUAUCCACGCAAAUUUAAUGAAACCCAAGUAAAACAAGCUCUGAGGGGAGUGCUGGAAGCAGUUAAACACAAUUUUGAUGUUGUAAGUCCAGUUCCCACCAUUAAAGAUCUGUCAGAAGCGGACUUACGAAUCGUCAUGUGUGCCAUGUGUGGUGAUCCGUUUAGUGUGGAUCUUAUUCUUUCACCCUUCCUUGACUCUCACUCUUGUAGUGCUGCUCAAGCUGGCCAAAAUAAUUCUUUGAUGCUUGAUAAAAUAAUAGGUGAAAAGAGACGUCGAAUACAAAUAACUAUAUUGUCGUAUCAUUCUUCAAUUGGUGUAAGGAAAGAUGAACUUGUUCAUGGUUAUAUACUGGUCUAUUCUGCAAAGCGGAAGGCGUCCAUGGGAAUGCUUCGGGCAUUUCUUUCUGAAGUUCAGGAUACGAUUCCUGUCCAGUUAGUGGCUGUUACUGAUAGCCAGGCAGACUUCUUUGAGAAUGAAGCAAUCAAGGAACUCAUGACUGAAGGAGAACACAUAGCAACAGAGAUUACUGCUAAGUUUACAGCUUUAUAUUCAUUAUCUCAAUAUCAUCGUCAAACUGAGGUUUUCACGUUGUUCUUCAGUGAUGUGUUAGAGAAGAAAAACAUGAUUGAAAGUUCUUAUAUGUCAGACAGCACAAGGGAAACAACGCAUACAAGUGAAGAUGUUUUUCCAAGAUCUCCCAGAGGAAGUUCCCUUGACUAUAAUUACCCAGACUCAGAGGACGAUACUGAAGGACCACCACCUUACAGUCCAAUUGGUGAUGAUGUAAGGUUACUCCCAGCACCUAGUGACCGUUCAAAGUACCGACUGGAUUUGGAAGGAAAUGAGUAUCCUAUUCACAGUACACCACUCAACUGUCAUGACCAUGAACGCAACCAUAAAGUGCCUCCUCCAAUAAAACCGAAACCACUUGUUCCAAGAACAAAUGUGAAAAAACUGGAUCCUAACCUCCUGAAAACAAUUGAGGCAGGUAUUGGCAAAAACCCCAGGAAACAACCUUCUCGAGUUCCUGCAGCACCACCAGAAGAUAUAGACCAAUCUGACAACUAUGCUGAACCUAUUGACACUAUUUUCAAACAUAAAGGCUUUGCAGAUGAAAUCUAUGCGGUUCCAGAUGAUAGUCAGAAUCGUAUUAUUAAAGUUCGAAACUCAAUUGUUAUAAAUACCCAAGGUGAGGAAGAAAAUGGGUUUUCUGAUAGAAUAUCCAAAAAUCAUGGGGAAAGACGGCCUUCAAAAUACAAAUAUAAGUCUAAGACUCUGUUCAGCAAAGCUAAGUCUUACUAUAGAAGAACACAUUCGGAUGCAAGUGAUGAUGAGGCUUUCACCACUUCUAAAACUAAAAGAAAAGGAAGGCAUCGUGGAAGUGAGGAAGACCCACUUCUUUCACCCGUUGAAACAUGGAAGGGUGGCAUAGAUAACCCUGCUAUUACAUCAGAUCAAGAAUUGGAUGAUAAAAAAAUGAAAAAGAAAACCCAGAAAGUAAAAGAAGAUAAGAAGCCAAAAAAGAAAACUAAGACAUUCAAUCCUCCAAUCCGUAGAAACUGGGAAAGUAAUUACUUUGGGAUGCCCCUACAGGAUCUUGUUACACCUGAGAAACCGAUACCUCUGUUUGUUGAAAAAUGUGUGCAAUUCAUUGAAGAUACAGGAUUAUGUACUGAAGGCCUGUACCGUGUUAGUGGGAAUAAAACAGAUCAAGACAACAUUCAGAAACAGUUUGAUCAAGAUCAUAAUAUCAGUCUUGAGUCUAUGGGAGUAACAGUAAAUGCAGUGGCUGGGGCUCUUAAAGCUUUUUUUGCAGAUCUGCCAGACCCAUUAAUUCCUUACUCUUUGCAUCAAGAGUUGUUAGAAACAUCAAAAAUCAUGGAGAAGACGGAACGGCUACAUGAAUUAAAGGAAAUUGUGAAGAAAUUCCACCCAGUGAACUAUGAUGUCUUCAAAUAUGUAAUAACGCAUCUAAACAGGGUUAGUCAGCAAUAUAAAACCAACUUUAUGACUGCUGAUAACUUAUCGAUUUGUUUCUGGCCUACUUUGAUGAGACCUGAUUUUGAAAACAGAGAGUUUCUGUCUACCACCAAAAUCCACCAGUCAGUUAUAGAGACCUUCAUUCAGCAGUGUCAAUUUUUCUUUUACAACGGAGAGAUUGUAGAAGCACCGAACCCAGUGGCAUGUCAGCCACCACCUUCCAACGCAGUGCAGAUGGUGGAACCAAUGGUACCUCUUCAGUUACCACCACCACUGCAGCCUCAGCUGAUACAGUCACAAUUACCAGCAGACCCUCUUGGUAUUAUAUAAAUAGAAGAUGAUUGCAGGCAGCCUGGCACUGGACAGUAAAGACAAGCUAUAGACAUGCAUGUUUCAGGAUACAGUAAUGUACUUCAUAUUUAUGAAAAAUAAUUCCCAUCCAGCUGAUUGGACAUCUUUUUGUUAUAUCCCGUACUGUGUUUCUCAUUUGUACACACUGCAGAUAAAAACUAUGUGAUAAGCAUGACUGGAGAGGUUUAAUUUUUAAAAGCAAAAAUAGCUAUAAAGUACAAAGCUGCUGCUGCAUGAUACCUUAUUGCAAUCACUAUAUCAUUCCUGUGACGGUUUGUCACAAUAUAUUGUGAAUAAAAUUUUUCUAUAGAAAUUUAAUGAUUUAAAAAAUUACAUUUAUGAAACAUUCAAUGCUUACAGCCUGCUUUAUGGCUGUUUUUGUUAUUUAACAUGCUAUUUUUGGCAGUUUUAUUCACAUUCAAGCAUUCUGUGUAAACAACUAAACCCCAGCUAUAGUUUAUUUCAUAAUCUCCUGGCUACUUACGUGACGGUAUGCUUAGGAUGGUUUAUGGAAGAAUGCAAAAUGCACUGUUGAGAAUUUUACAGUCCCUCACCAUUCAUCUUUACUUGUAAGUAAACCUGUGGACAGUUUGUUAAGGGUGGGUGAAUUUGCUUAUUAUUUCUUACAGCACAAUACCAAGGACAUGCUUGUUGUAAAAGUGAGUUUCAAAUAUUGUACAAAAAUUUUGAUGUUGCCUACUUAUUUCUUUGUUUCAUUACUGAACUAAACAUUUUGUAAAACUGUUAAUUCUGUAAACAGCUGCAUGUUUAAAAGAUCAUUGAUGGUCUUGUAAACUUAAUCUAAUAUAUUUUAGAUAUUUUAAUUUUUCCCACUUGGGAAUACAUGUAGUGUUUAGAAAAUAGUUCAUGACAUUUUCAUAUAAGGUUAUAUAACUUUUCAUACAUAAACAUGAAUUUUGUUGUAGUAAAAUUCUCUAAACCAAACAAUGUUUUAAUCUAGGACUUCAAUUAAUCUAUUCUUUAAAUCUAUUUUUAUGUGACCCUUUAAAGAUAUACAAAAAUGCAUUGCUAAUACAUAGCAAUAAAUACUUUGGGUACUGACAAUUAACCUCUUUGGAGUGUGUAUAUAUAAAAUCACAUAAACUUGUAUUCAUAUUUUUUUUCCUGUGGUAUGUUGUACUAAAAAUUCAAAUGACUGAUUUUUUUUUUUACUAUGUUUUUAAAUUAUCUUUUUUUUUCAUUUAUUUUACUUUUACAUUGGUACCAAUUUUGCUGUAAAAGAAUGCUGCUUAAUUUAAACAAAUCUUUUGGUUAAAUAUUCUGUUAGUGGUAAAAAAAAAUUAGAAGGUUACAAAUUGUAGCAAAGGGGAGACCAUAGAUAAACACUACCUGUGAGACUUUACAUAGCAGCUUUUUUUCUUUCGUCAUCAAAAUGUACCUUUUUAGGUCUGCAGAAAAGAAAACAGUUUUGGCUCAUUCAGCUGCUAGAAUGUUUUGUGUAGUUUAAAAAAAGAGCUUUAUGAUGGUCACUGUUGUAAUCUUCACUUAUAACAAGAUUUAAGAUCGUCUUGUAUGUAUUAUAGUAAAUAGAUGAUUUUGAGAAUUAAGGCUUUUAAGAGUUUGAUUUGCUCCAUUUUCCCAAAAUAAAAAUUGCCUUUCCCACUUAUGUCCUAGGUAUUGUACUUCUAAUUAUGACUUGGAUUAUCAUUCUAGAUUACUAUGAUACCAUAAACCUGGCUGCUGUUUGAAGUACAUGUAUAUUAUAAAUUAUCUUGAUAUUGUGUUAUAUUCUUGCAAGUAAUUAUCUUUUCUAAGAAAACAUAAACAAAAAGGAAAAGUCAACCCUAUUCCUAUUGCAAAGCACACAGGAAUUAAUAGUACAAUAAAGUCUGUCCUGUAAAUUGUAGUAUUCUUAACUUGUUCUACUUUACCUGUUGUCUAUGUAGCUUUUAUUUAUAGCUGUCAGUCUAAUCUUGGCAUGUUUAGCAAAGAAAAUGAAACUUCAAGAGUUUUAUAAACUAUUUCUAGGUUGCUAAAGAAUUUAUUUUUCUACUGUAUAUGGUAUAGACAAAGCAUCACCUGUACAGGAAACAAGUCUAUUUCUAAUAGAAGUAAGCUUAAAAAUAAAUGCCAGUCAUAUCCGUAUUUAGAAGUUCUAUCUAUAAAGUAUCUCCAGUCUUUGUAAUGUGAAUUACAUUUUAAACUUUCUACAAAUUCCAAGUUGUUUGCCACAAUAUUUAACUAAUCUUUGAAUACUAAUUUUAGAUUAAUUUACAUUCCAUUUCAUGACGAACUUUCAUGUUGAACUUGUGUUCAGAAGUAUUUGAAGUAUCAUUCAUUUAUUUCUUGUGUAUAAUGUUAUGGCUAAAUCACUUCAUGAUUUUUUAAAAAUCUUAAUGCUUAUAUUUGGCCAAAUGUGAAAGUGUCAUUACAUUUACUGGAUAAAACAUAAAAAGAGAAAUAAUAAGAAAGCAUGGCAUGUGGUGCUUGAUUGUCACAUGCAAGAGUCCCUGCAUACUGUUUGCAUUUUAGAAGUGUUAUAUGCAGGAAUGUGGAUGUGUGUGUGUCCUAUAUACACUUGGAUAUUUUUGAUGUGUUUGUGUGUUUAUGUACACAAGCACAUGUGCACAGACUUGCAUGCACAUACACCCACAUAGUAAAGUUUUAAAAAGAUACUAUGAAAUUAUACCAUCGUUACUAAAGACUUUUAAUAGAGCUUUCUCUAUUAUUAUUUUUAUUAGCGCUAUAAAAUGAGGAAGCAUGUCAUUAUAAAUGUAUUCCUCAUACUUUGGCUCAUGUAGUCCCUUCUAGUUUUAAUGAAAAUUCAAACAAUUAAUAACUAUAUUUUUUAAUGUGAGCGUUUUUACAGUAAUAUCUAUCUUGAUAAAGAUACAAAUGUAUAUUAUUUUUGGUUGAGCAUCUCAGUGACACUUUAUCGAGUAGUUUGUCUUUUUUAUGUAAUGGUAUAGACACUGCGGUGUAUUGUCUUUCAAUGUUUCAGCAAUUUUAAAAUCCCAGACCUGAGUUACAAAAGUGCCAUUUUAGUAACACUUAACAGGUUACUUCAAAAUUCCUUACCCUCCAUGAUCUUGUGGAAUUUUAAUAUGUAUAGUGUAAACAGAUUGCAGAUGUCAAUUUAAGAAACUUUUUUGUUGUUGUAUGUUUUCUCCAUUAUUCGAAUCCUGGUUGCUAGGAAAUUAUAGAUAUGAUUAUUUUUAGUUGCUGGAGUUUAGCUUCCAGUAUUUAUGAUACAUAUAGAAAAACUAUCAAUUGGAGAUUAAAAAGAAUUGGCCUUAGUUUACGUGCUUAUUUCUUUUUUUUUUUUUUUAAGUAAUUGUGUUGCUGUUUGUCAACUGAAAAAGUUACACAUAUAAAAAACAUUAAGUCAAAAUUUUGUUCUUUGUUUAUAAUGUAAUCUUUUGUUGCUACAUCAGCAGAAUACUGCAGUGAAUUAAAUAUCAGUGAAGCUUAUUCUGUAUAAAAGAUGCAACAAAUAAAAUACUAAGAUGCUUACUGUGUAUAAUGUUCAGUUUAGUUGCCUGCUAAAUUUUUAAAGGCAAAAGCACCCUAUCUUUCACAUACCCAGAGAUGAAAUUUAGCAGUAAAUCUUACUAAACUGAGUGCAACAAGUGUUUAAGGCAUUCUGGGGGGGAGGGUGUCUCUCUUCUUGCAUUUGAUAAUGUGUUUUAAAUAGCUGAAUCUUGAAAGUGUUUCUCACAGUGGUAAAGACUCUUCUGUAGGUAAUGCACCCCCCCUGGAUGGAUACAUGAAUGCUCUAGGGAGCAGCCCUGGGAAGUGACAGUGUCAGAUGUUCUGUUUAACUCUGCAGUGCAUGUGAAUUCUGUGGCUCAUGUGACCUCUUACAUUUUUUUAUGAUUGAGCUGCUCAGCAAGAAAAGCUGUGAUUAUGGAAAUCAGUUUUUCAGAUUUCUACCAUGCUGAAGGAAUGGGUCUCUUAAAAAUAAUUUUCUUACAGGAUUUUUAAACCUGAAGUAAAAACUGUCUUGAGGUCAUCUCUAAAUUUUCAGAGUUGAACGUUACUGGUCAUAAUUCUGCUAACUAGAUGGGAUAAAUACAACUUUGAUAGUAGUAAUGCUUUUAGGUUUUGUGCAUGCAACAUCUAUGCUUAGUUUGUUUCUUCCAGAACAUCUUAAGUCAUAUGGCCGAUGCAGAAAUAACUGCAAAAAAUUCCUGACAGCAUUCAAGUCUGAACACUGUUCAGGUUUUUAUGAUAUGUCUUAACACUUGCAGAUACUGGAUCAUUUUACUCUGGAAUAGGAUGUGUUUUACCUAUAAUUUACUUAGUGUGCAGAUCUCAGUUUUUCAGAGUGCUGUAUCAGAAACCAUCUCUACAGAAUCUGAAGCGUAACACAGUGUUCAGACUCUACAGCAGACCACAGGUUUCUGGUGAAUAACUGUCCUGGAGAACCAAAGUGUAACAUUAGUGUUCACUUGUGUCAGAUUCAGUCCUUCAACUAACUCAUAGUUUCCAUGGAAUCAGAAGGGAUGCAUUUAAUCUGUCAUCAUGGCUAGUGAAAGCGAACACUUCCUUCCUUAUUGACAAAUUCUUUCCCAAGUAUGUAGACGGUGCAUGUUACGGCUGUUGCCCAUAUGCUUCUCAUCUUCCCUGUAAAAUACAAUGCUUGUGUGUUU
Athene cunicularia (burrowing owl) is the source of this 9513-nucleotide messenger RNA. It is a transcript of the gene ARHGAP5, whose product is annotated as Rho GTPase activating protein 5. The record is from RefSeq and is a predicted model, not a curated record. Bases 362 to 4879 code for a protein of 1505 amino acids. The transcript has 8 exons. Gene Ontology annotation, molecular function: GTP binding; GTPase activity. Gene Ontology annotation, biological process: signal transduction. Lineage: Eukaryota; Metazoa; Chordata; Aves; Strigiformes; Strigidae.